AUGUUCUUGUUCACAGAUCACACCAUCCAGUCUGUUUUCUGCUGCUGCUGCACAGUGCAAGAAAGAGAAAUGAGAACAGAAGUGAACCUGGACCCUGACGCUGUCUUGGUGACCCAGUACUCUGCCUCACAACCAGAUGUUUCCUAUGAAUCUAUUUGGAAGUGCAGGCAGAAGAGACAAUUGCAGUUCAAGAACAAGCCAUUACCUCCUCUGCCUGCUGAAACCUUUGAAGACUACGCCAAGAAACCCAGAGUUAUUGCACUCUGUGACUUCUUUGCUAGAGGGCCUUUAGAUCUACCUCUCAAGAAGUCAGAAGAAUACAUUAUCCUUGAACAGCAUGAUCCCCUCUGGUGGAAGGCAAGAGACCAACAUGGGAAUGAAGGUCUAAUUCCCAUCAACUAUGUUACUGAGAACAAGAAAAGCAGUUUAGAAACAUACAAGUGGUACUGCAGAAACAUAAACAGAAGCCAGGCAGAACUUCUUUUGCACCAGAAGCCCAAAGAAGGUGCAUUUGUUGUCAGAGAUUCAAGCCAACAGGGUCUUUUUACGCUGUCCAUGUAUUCACGGGCUAAAGGAAGUAAUAAUGGAGAUAUUCUACAUUAUCAAAUUAAACAAAAUCACUUGGGACAGUAUUAUGUAGCAGAAAACCAUCUCUUUUCAUCUGUUCCUGAACUCAUCGAGUAUCAUCAACACAAUGCUGCAGGUCUUAUCACACGUCUCCGACAUCCAGUUGGAUCAGAUGGAUAUGCUUCACCAGAAACUGCAGGUCUGAGUUAUGAGGAAUGGAGACUAAACCCAUCUGAACUGUUGUUCCUGAAAGAACUUGGGCGUGGGCAGUUUGGAGUUGUUUAUGUUGGUCAGUGGAAGGAGACUGUCAAGGUUGCCAUCAAAACAAUCAAUGAAGGUGCAAUGUCUGAAGAUGAUUUCAUGGAGGAGGCCAAAGUGAUGAUGAAGCUCUCCCACCCAAAGCUGGUCCAGCUUUAUGGAGUGUGCACACAUCACAAACCUCUCUACCUUGUGACUGAAUUUAUGGAAAAUAGUUGCCUGCUCAAUUACCUGAGGCAAAGGCGGGGGAAACUUGGUAGAGAUGUUCUCCUGAGAAUGUGCCAGGAUGUUUGUGAAGGGAUGGAAUAUCUGGAAAUAAAUAGCUUCAUUCACCGUGAUUUAGCUGCAAGAAACUGUUUAGUCAAUGCAGAGCACAUCGUUAAAGUAUCUGACUUUGGCAUGGCAAGGUAUGUCAUUGAUGAUGAAUAUAUCAGCUCUUCAGGUGCCAAGUUUCCAGUCAAAUGGUCAUCUCCUGAAGUCCUUCAUUUCAAAAAAUAUAGCAGCAAAUCAGAUGUCUGGUCAUUUGGUGUACUGAUGUGGGAAGUUUUCACAGAAGGCAAAAUGCCUUUUGAAACCAAGUCAAAUUCUGAAGUUGUCCGUGAGAUUUCUCAGGGUAACCGACUUUAUCGACCACAUUUGGCAUCGCAUCCUGUGUACAAAGUCAUGUACAGCUGCUGGCAUGAGAAACCUGAAGGACGUCCUACCUUUGCAGAGUUGACAGCGACCCUCACAGAUCUAACAGAGAUGACAUAA
Cinclus cinclus is the source of this 1578-nucleotide messenger RNA. RefSeq names its product TXK tyrosine kinase (gene TXK). Lineage: Eukaryota; Metazoa; Chordata; Aves; Passeriformes; Cinclidae. The transcript is spliced from 14 exons. Gene Ontology annotation, biological process: peptidyl-tyrosine autophosphorylation; regulation of platelet activation; adaptive immune response. The record is from RefSeq and is a predicted model, not a curated record. Bases 1 to 1578 code for a protein of 525 amino acids. Gene Ontology annotation, molecular function: ATP binding; protein binding; non-membrane spanning protein tyrosine kinase activity.